Molecule: messenger RNA, 573 nt
Organism: Penicillium cosmopolitanum
Lineage: Eukaryota; Fungi; Ascomycota; Eurotiomycetes; Eurotiales; Aspergillaceae
Exons: 1
Coding region: 1-573 (190 amino acids)
Source: RefSeq, a predicted model, not a curated record
AUGGCCAAAGAUCAAUACUAUCAUGUCCCCCUCCCAGGUUCCCGGUAUACUCGUGUCAUCCAUUUGGACCCUGCCACGGACCCAACAACGCCCAUUCAAUGCCGUCUACAGCACAUUUCCCUCGAUGAUCAUCCAGAAUGGGAUGGAGAUUACACCGCAGUCUCUUACACCUGGGAGUCUCAAAGACCAAGUCGUUCGAUUGGAUGCCAUGAUGGGAGCUUGCUGGUCACCGUCACCUGCGAGGAAGCCCUCCGUCAUCUUCGUCAUGAGACGGAUGUGGCCAAGCUUUGGGUCGAUAGUAUAUGCAUCGAUCAAACAACAGGAGGGCUAACAGAGCGCAACUCUCAGGUUGCUCUUAUGGGUCAAAUCUAUAAGUGCGCUCGUAAGGUUGUCGUUUGGCUCGGGCCAAGCGAUGUCUAUAUCAAGACAGCCAUAGAUACGAUCCGGGAUCUUGUUAGUCCUCUGGAGGAUGACUUGGGGCUAGACCGCAGAGAAUCCCAGCGACAAUUGCAGGAACGAGCCAGGGCUCUUUCAAGAAGUGAGUCGCAAAACACCCCUGUGUCAAUGUUAUGA